AUGCAGGCGUAUAAAGGCAGAGCUGGGUCUUCCCCCAGGGCUCAGUCUGGGACAGCCCCGGCAGCUUUUGGCUGCCAUAUGGAAGAUCACGCCAAGCACGUCCAGUCCAUCCCGCUCCCGGCCAUGCAGCAGAACUUGAACUACAUGUACCCCCAGAUCUUUUGGGUGGACGGCUGUGCCAACACAAGUACUUCCUGCCCCCCGGCAUCCCCCGUCGCUCCUUUCCCACCACCACCACCACCACCGGUACCCGACCGGAGGAGAAAGCCAAGGAACAACAGGGAAAGGAGGAGCGUCGGCUUCCUGGUGGUCUCCUUGCUGAUCCUGCUGGCCCUCACUGGAGUGGGGCUGAGCAUGUUUCAGAUUUUCCACCUGGAGAAGGAACUGGCUGAACUCAGAGAGUCUGCCAGCACUGAACACAUCCCUCCAGCUUUGGAGAAACUCAUAGGGCAGAAGGAGCAGUCCAUGAAAAAGGAAGCGAGGAAGGCAGCACACUUAACAGGGAACCCUGCCCAGCGGGACCUCCCUCUGGAGUGGGAACCCAUCUCUGGCCAUGCCUUCACCAACGGCGUUCAGUACCGCGAUCAGGGCCUCGUCAUCAAUGAGACCGGCCUGUACUUCGUGUACUCCAAUGUGCUCUUCCGGGGCAGUGUCUGCAGCAGCCAGGUGUUGACCCACAUCGUCUACAAGAAAAACCCGGCCAUGCCGGGCAGCCAUGUGCUGAUGGAGGACAAAGGCAUCAACUACUGUACAAGUCAGAAAACAUGGGCCCGGAAAAGUUACCUGGGGGCUUUAUUCAAGCUCAGGAUGAUGGACAGUUUGCACGUCAAUGUCUCCAAAAUCGCUCUGGUUAAUUUUGAGGAAUCCAAGACAUUCUUUGGCUUAUUUAAGCUUUAA
This is a messenger RNA of Fulmarus glacialis (Northern fulmar), 897 nucleotides long. It is a transcript of the gene FASLG, whose product is annotated as Fas ligand (TNF superfamily, member 6). Gene Ontology annotation, cellular component: membrane. Gene Ontology annotation, molecular function: tumor necrosis factor receptor binding. Bases 1 to 897 code for a protein of 298 amino acids. NCBI's taxonomy places the organism in Eukaryota, Metazoa, Chordata, Aves, Procellariiformes, Procellariidae. The transcript has 4 exons. Gene Ontology annotation, biological process: extrinsic apoptotic signaling pathway via death domain receptors; apoptotic process; immune response. The record is from RefSeq and is a predicted model, not a curated record.